Molecule: messenger RNA, 810 nt
Organism: Emiliania huxleyi CCMP1516
Lineage: Eukaryota; Haptophyta; Isochrysidales; Noelaerhabdaceae
Exons: 2
Coding region: 1-810 (269 amino acids)
Biological process (GO): regulation of cell cycle
Molecular function (GO): histone H3K79 methyltransferase activity
Source: RefSeq, a predicted model, not a curated record
AUGACGGCCUUGCUCCUCACCGCCGCGUGGUAUGCCGCCCUGCUCGUUGCGCCGCGCGUCAGCACGGCGGUGGACGCGCUCUACCCGCCGGCGGCGUAUAAUGACCGCCGCGUGCUCGCCCGCGAUGCGGCGCUCGCGCUCAGUGGACUGAGCACGGCGGAGGGCAUCCCGCUCGCCGGCGACACGAUGGUCUACGGCGAGUUCGACCUAAACUUCUUUGCCCAGCUCCUCGCACUGGCCGACCCGCAGCGCGGCGACACGCUCCUCGACGUCGGCUCCGGCGUCGGUCGGCUCGUCCUCGCCGCCGCGCUCCUUCACGCGGACACGCUGCGCAACUGCCACGGCGUCGAGAUCUCGCCGCCACUGCACGACGCGGCGAUCGCCGCCCGCGUAGCACUCGACAGCCUGAGCCCGUCUCCGCCGGUCGCACCGGUCGAGUUCACUUGCGGCUCCGUGCUCGACGGAGCGGGGCUCGAGGCGGUGGAGGCGGCGGACGUCUUGUUUAGCUACGCCGUCACAUGGGCUUCGGGCGAGACGCACAGCCGGCUCGUGCGGGCGCUAGCCGAGCGGCUUCCCGACGGCGCGCGCGUCAUCUCGAUCGACCUCGCACUGGACGCGCAGGCGGCGGGGGCGGCGGAGUCGGGCGCUCGCUUCGAGCUGCUGCACCAGCUUACUGGCCCAAACGAGGAGACAGGCGGCGAGGCGACCGGGCUGGUCUACAGGCUGCCGCUCAACCUCCGCCAGCAGCGGCUCCUUGGCAUGCCGCGCAUUCUCCAUCUGCUUUGCUUCCCACGCUGCCGCUUCCUCUAA